AUGUCUGCGCACUAUUAUCCCCCUCCGCCUGGCGCACCCCAGCAGGCUGCCGCUCCCCCGCACCAGCAGAGCUAUCCACCACCUCCCCAAAGCCCGCCGGCCAACAGGACCAACUUCUCAUAUCCCCCGCCGCCUCAACAAGGCUCGAGCCCGGGCAGGACUUAUCCUCCUCCGCCUCAGUCAGGUCCCACGCCUACGCCGCCUCCUCAGUCCUCCACGCCAUCUUAUCCGCUCCCGCCCCAGCAGCAAGCUCAGUUCUCACCACCUCCGCAGCAGCAGGCCCAUCUCCAGCCCGGUCAGCAGACCACACUUGCCAUGCACGGCAGGACGCCUUCGCAGACGUCUCAGACUGGUUCGCUCUCGGGACCGCCGCAGUAUUCUGGACCGCCUGGAGCAGGCUACCCUCCGGAGAAGACCCAGCAUGAGGACGACUCCCCACUUGACACCAGCAACCCUGCCAACCUGCAGUCCGGGGCUCCUCCGGCAGGCCACUUCGUUGGUGCAAGUGCGACAGUCGACGAUGUCGGGACCUUCAACGGAGGUAGUUACCGAAUUAGCCAUCGGGACUGUAACACGAUCCUCACGAUUCAGCUCGCAAUCAAUUGUCCUCUCGAUGCGAAGCCAGGAACCAUGAUUGCCAUGUCGCCAUCGAUCCACCUCAAGGGUCAAUACAAAUUCAGUAUGAAGAAACUGGUGGCUGGUGGUGAGAUGGGCAGUUCAACUUUCACGGGCCCGGGAGAACUGCUGCUCGGACCCCCCAUGCUAGGUGAUAUCACCAGCCUUCGGCUCACAGGCAAGGAGUCUUGGUCUGUAGGCCAUGACGGGUAUCUCGCCUCGACUCAAGGUGUCACCAAGGAAUACAAGCGGCAAGGUAUUGGAAAGGCCAUGUUCAGUGGCGAGGGCAUGUGGGUGUACAGGAUAGGUGGGACAGGUCUGCUAUGGCUCACAAGCUUCGGGGCCAUCAUUCGCAAAGAUCUGGCCGACGGCGAGAAAUAUAUCGUGGAUAAUGGCCAUCUCGUUGCGUGGAACACGAAGUACAUCCUCGAGCGAGUUGCCUCGGGCGGCAUCAUUUCUGGGCUAGCCUCAGGGGAAGGCCUUGUCUGCAAGUUUACAGGACCUGGGACUGUAUUCCUUCAGACCAGAAACGCGAAAGCCUUCAGCGCCUACAUGUCAGGCCAGGUCAACCAGACCAUGUGA
Messenger RNA from Thyridium curvatum, 1197 nucleotides. RefSeq lists its product as uncharacterized. Lineage: Eukaryota; Fungi; Ascomycota; Sordariomycetes; Thyridiales; Thyridiaceae. The transcript has 6 exons. Bases 1 to 1197 code for a protein of 398 amino acids. The record is from RefSeq and is a predicted model, not a curated record.